GUUGCGCGCGCCUACCGCGCCGGACGCGACGGCCCGGGAUCCCGAAACCCCUCGCCAGAUCCAAGCCCGCGGGCCCCGCCCCUCUCCCAUGAACGCGCUCCUCCGGGCCUCCCAGGACCCGGCCUCCCCGGCUCAGUCGGCGCCCGCGGCGCCGACCCCCGAGAAUUUGUUCUGUGACGCGAUGUCCCCUGCGCUGGCCCAAUCGACGUCGUCGGCCGGGGCCGAGCCCCUGCGCGAGGCCGCGCGGCCGUCGGCGGCGUCUAGGCCGUCGGCGUCCGGCGCGCCCCGGUCGGCCGGGCGGGUCCUGAGCACGGGGCGGUGGACGGCCGAGGAGCACGAGGAGUUCAUCAAGUGCCUCGCGAUCUACGGCCGCGAGUGGAAGAAGGUCAGCGAGCGCAUCACGACGCGCACGGCGGCCCAGAUCCGGAGCCACGCCCAGAAGUACUUCAAGAAGAUCCAGUCCGGCAACGCGGGCGAGCCGGACGGCGGCGAGGGCGCGGCCGCGGCGCCGCCGCCGGCCGCGCCCGCGGCGGCCCCGGCGCCCGAGGUCGAGGCGCCCAUCUCGAGCCACGGCGCCCUGAGCGCCAUCGACGACAUGCUGCGCCAGCUCCGCAAGAAGCGCAUCGCGCUCUGCGACGUCGCCGCCGCCGACGCGCGGUCCGCGAACGUUCCCCGGUGCUCGCCCGACGGGUCGCCGGCCCUCUCCCCCGCGCCGUCCGAGGACGACGAGGCCGCGGCGCCCAACGCGGAGAACGCGGCGCCGCCCGCCGACGACGCGACGGCCGUGUCCUGCGAGGACCGGUCGCCGCCGCCGGCGUACCGCGUGCUCGACGAGGGCUCCGCGGAGGCGCGGCCGCCCGUCCGGCCGCGGCCCCCGGCGCCCGGCGAGGCCCUCCGCCUCGCGCGGAAGCGCGCCGCCGAGGAGCCCGCCGCCGGCGCGGACCCGAAGCUCCUCCGCCGCCGCGUGACGUGCGAGGACCUCCAGGGCCUCGAGCACCGCGAGCUCAUCGCGCUCGAGAUGCUCUGCUCGCGGAGCUCCCUGUCCAUGCGCCGCGCCGACGCCGAGGACCGGAGCUCCCUGUCCAUGCGCCGCGCCGACGCCGAGGACCGCCCGCCGCCGCUCGCGUCCUGCUAGCGGCGCCGGCGGGCCGACCCCCGGCAGUCUCCCGCUCUCCGGCCUCUCUCUCGAGGACCGCCGCCCGGGCCGCCGCAGCGCGGCCCGGCGCGCGGGCCGCCCAUCCCCGUGUACACACCGCAACGGAAAAUCGCGCCUCCCUGACUAUAGUAUAACACGAGUAUAAUCUGAUGGCUG
Aureococcus anophagefferens is the source of this 1312-nucleotide messenger RNA. RefSeq lists its product as hypothetical. Bases 89 to 1135 code for a protein of 348 amino acids. The transcript has a single exon. The record is from RefSeq and is a predicted model, not a curated record. Lineage: Eukaryota; Pelagophyceae; Pelagomonadales; Pelagomonadaceae. Gene Ontology annotation, molecular function: DNA binding.